Molecule: messenger RNA, 1414 nt
Organism: Cucurbita pepo subsp. pepo (vegetable marrow)
Lineage: Eukaryota; Viridiplantae; Streptophyta; Magnoliopsida; Cucurbitales; Cucurbitaceae
Product: E3 ubiquitin-protein ligase RGLG3
Biological process (GO): protein ubiquitination
Cellular component (GO): nucleus
Molecular function (GO): ubiquitin-protein transferase activity
Source: RefSeq, a predicted model, not a curated record
UUCUGGCUUUUACUCCCAUUUGAAGAUGGGUACACGCAUCAACAAGCAGCCUUUUGCUUAAAGUCUGAGGUGAUUUAUAUCGCAUAUUCAAAUUCCCUUUUGGCCUUCUUCUCUGUUUGUAUCUGUUUCCAUUGCAGGCCAUCGAAAGCUCUCUUUUCUCUCUUCUGCUCUCUGUAGACGAAUAAAUGGAUUCAAAUCGUCAUCGUAAAAUCGAUUAUCGACGUAUUGCCGAUAACUUCACCUCAUUGGAUCAGGUUAUAUCUGCAUUGAGACACGAAGGUCUUGAAUCGUCGAAUUUAAUUCUCGGUAUCGACUUUACGAAGAGCAAUGAGUGGACAGGGAGGCGUUGUUUUGGAAGAAGAAGUCUGCAUUCAAUUAGCAGCACACCCAAUCCAUAUGAGCAAGCAAUAUCUAUAAUUGGUCAGACAUUGUCUCCUUUUGAUGAUGAUGGUUUGAUACCUUGUUUUGGCUUUGGCGAUGCAUCGACACGUGAUCAACACGUAUUCAGCUUUUAUCCCGAUCACAGGCCAUGUAAAGGGUUCAAGGAAGCUCUUUUUCGAUAUCGAGAAAUUCUGCCAUACCUGAAUUUAUCAGGUCCAACCUCUUUUGCUCCUGUCAUUGAUUCUGCUAUUAGCAUUGUUGAGACAAGCAAUUGGCAGUAUCAUGUCCUUGUUAUUGUUGCAGAUGGACAGGUUACGAGAAAUCCCGACACGCCACCUGGAAGAUUAAGUAAUCAAGAGCAGGCAACCAUAAACUCCAUUGUUGCUGCUAGCCAGUAUCCUCUAUCGAUCAUUCUAGUCGGGGUAGGGGAUGGACCGUGGGAUGCUAUGCAGAAAUUUGAUGAUAACAUCCCUCGGCGCGCAUUUGAUAAUUUCCAGUUUGUAAACUUCACAAAAAUCAUGUCUGAGAGCAAAGAAGCAUCAAAGAAGGAAGCAGCAUUUGCCCUGGCUGCGCUCAUGGAAAUUCCAUUUCAAUACAGAGCCACCCUCUCUGUGCAGGGUUCAAAGAGAGAAUCUGUGUAUGCAAAAAGUGCAGGGCCGCUUCCUCCUCCUCCUGAAGUCAUCAAUCAUGACAAUGCUGAAAACCAGAGUUCCUCAUCCGAAUUGGUCUGCCCCAUCUGCCUGACAAACCCAAAGGAUAUGGCUUUUGCAUGUGGUCAUACAACCUGCAAAGACUGUGGGGUAACCAUCUCAACAUGCCCACUGUGUCGAGAACCUAUAACGAUGCGCUUGAGACUAUAUGCUUAAGUCAUCAAACAACUUCCUGCAGCUGUGUCUAUGCAAUACCAAGUUGUAAAAACGAUACCCGGUUUGAGAUUACUUUGCUUUUUGAUUCGAUUAUAGUUUAUAAAAACUUGUUCAUCUACUUGUAAAAGUCUUAUAUUUACUAUAAAUUUUCAAACGAGUUAGAUUUC